GUUCCUCCAUAAUAUUAGGGCGCUUGCAGGAGUCGAUUGAAUAAACAAGGUGGAUCAAUGUCGUGUUUUAUGGGAUUAUGAACUAUGUCGUCUCGAGACAGCGUUUCUGAUACUUUACCGCGUUUCGUUCAGCGUUAUCACCGCGCUUGAAGGUUAUAUGUUGAGUUUAAUAACGGCUUACAGACGGUCACAUCAUUAGCUAGCUGUCUGAGGCUAGUUUACCUCGCGAGCUGUUGUUUACAUCAUUAGCCAGUAAGGCGAUAUAGGUACCCAGACAGUGGAGGAGAAAUCACUAAAUUAAACGGGACUGUUUGGUCAUUUUUUAGAGCUAUAUGGCAGAGCUACAUAUUGAAGCGAACGCAGGUGGCCUGAUGGAGCAGAGCGAGCACCGGGAGACCCGCGGCUCCGUUAGCAUGCGCCUGCCGUCACCCAGCUUCGUUCUUCCAGCUCGGAGCGGUUCUUCCAGCCCGGGCCUGUCUGCGUCUAGAGCCGUAUUUGGCUUCCCGAUGAAGAGCAGCCCUUCAUCUCCAUCAGAAUCCACAGAGAAGCCGGGAUCCCGGUGGGUCCGGCUGAAUGUCGGGGGCACUUAUUUUAUCACAACCAAACAAACGUUAUGCAGGGAUCCCAAGUCCUUCCUCUACCGACUCUGUCAGGAAGAUCCUGAUCUGGACUCAGAUAAGGAUGAGACAGGAGCUUAUUUGAUUGACAGAGAUCCAACAUACUUCGGACCCAUCUUGAAUUAUCUGAGACACGGAAAGCUGAUCAUCAACAAGAACCUUGCAGAGGAGGGUGUUCUAGAGGAAGCUGAAUUUUACAACAUUGCGUCAUUGGUGAGGCUGGUAAAGGAGAGGAUACGAGACAAUGAGAACAGGACGUCUCAGGGUCCAGUGAAACAUGUGUAUCGUGUUCUUCAGUGCCAAGAAGAGGAACUCACUCAGAUGGUCUCCACGAUGUCUGAUGGCUGGAAGUUUGAGCAGCUUAUAAGCAUUGGCUCCUCUUACAAUUACGGAAAUGAGGACCAAGCCGAGUUUCUGUGUGUGGUUUCCCGAGAACUCAACAAUUCCACUAAUGGGAUUGUUAUUGAGCCAACUGAGAAGGCUAAGAUCCUACAGGAGCGAGGUUCCCGUAUGUGAGGGGAGACUUUCUUAGCUGUGCUGACACAGAUCCCCCUACUCCACCCUCUCCCCUCCUCACCUCUAGUCUCCCUUCUUUACCCAUACAGCUGACUCCAUCAGCUCACAUGGCUGCCCUUCCUCUCUAUCACCCUCCUCCCUUGUGCCUUUCCACAGUGGGGGUGUGUCCCCCCCUCCCUGCAGUGCUGCAACAUCGCCCAUCCUGCAUCAUCACUUGAGGUCACUGCUGUUAUCAAAAUAAAAAAGAAAUAAAAAAAGCUGCAAAAUUAGUUGAUGCGGGACUUACCAUGACAGCUAGAAAGUCCAAGUAAGAUUUUCGGGGUCCGUCAACACAACAGCUAAUGUAGUCAUCCACAAUGCCUCGGAACGUGAUCAUUAAUCGCCUUCAUAUCCUGGUCAUAAUCACGUAUAUAAACUCUGUCAUUGCUGGCAUGCUAGUUACAAGGAAUGCCUGUGCCCUGGUCAGCUAGGCUGUGUUUCCGUCGCCAGAAUCUCCUCAGGACUUCCAGGGGUGCAAAAAAAACA
This is a messenger RNA of Tachysurus vachellii, 1658 nucleotides long. RefSeq names its product potassium channel tetramerization domain containing 2 (gene kctd2). Gene Ontology annotation, molecular function: cullin family protein binding. Bases 333 to 1133 code for a protein of 266 amino acids. Gene Ontology annotation, cellular component: Cul3-RING ubiquitin ligase complex; cytoplasm. The transcript has 6 exons. Lineage: Eukaryota; Metazoa; Chordata; Actinopteri; Siluriformes; Bagridae. The record is from RefSeq and is a predicted model, not a curated record. Gene Ontology annotation, biological process: proteasome-mediated ubiquitin-dependent protein catabolic process; protein homooligomerization.